GGAAAGCUCUUCUCUUUAGGACGUGCUUAAAAUUCGUGUGACGCCAUAUAAGUGUAUCCACACUUCCAUAGUACAUCAUUAAAUUGGGGAACAAUCAUUACAUGAUCUUCAGACCAUGAAGGUCCAUCAUUCCUUAGGAUUGCUUCUGGCGUGUUUUGGCGUUUGGGCAUUCCCAAUAGAUGAAGUUCCAGAUUUCCCAACAGGUUGCGAAUAUGAAGGAGCGCAAUACAAGAUUGGCGACAAUUUCCAUAAAGGUUGUGAGGAAAAAUGUGUUUGUGUGGAGUUUAAUGGAUUCCCAGUUCCGAAGUGUUCGCCGAUGUGUGAACACACUGACACCCUCUGCAAUAUGAUUCCGAACGUAAAGGCUGACCCUGAGAAAGGAACGAACUGCUGUAAAAUACGGGAUCCAGCUUGUACAGAUUGUGUUGUUGAAUCGCCAGUGGACUCUGGCAACGUUGUUCAAAUUCCAGCUGGUGAAAGGAGAACACUUGAAACAGAGUGGUGUCAAUGCAACACAGACUCCUCUGUUAAGUGUGGGCCGCUGGAGGAGUUACCUGUGGAAGAAGCAGCAGCUGAGGAAGUGAAGUAGUCUUUUCUGCAGUCCCAUACAUAAAACACCCAAGAUCAGAACUCACUCAGUGAUAUUUCUUUAAUGAAAGAAUACAUCCAACAGAAAUCUGCGCGUAACUUUUAUAAGAGGACAUAUUAACAUACCUGUAUUUCAUUGGUCUAUUGGUUUUAAACUAUAGCUAAAUAUACAAGUAUAAACGUACUGUAGUUACAUCGCGACCUUAACCUCAGUCUCCAUCCUCCUUUGUGGCAUGAACAUCAUAAUUACCUCACCAUUUUACCAUUUCACCUGUAUAGGGCUUCUACCUGAUAAAACGGUAAUAAACUGAA
Molecule: messenger RNA, 900 nt
Organism: Liolophura sinensis
Lineage: Eukaryota; Metazoa; Mollusca; Polyplacophora; Chitonida; Chitonidae
Exons: 5
Coding region: 116-589 (157 amino acids)
Source: RefSeq, a predicted model, not a curated record